Messenger RNA from Galeopterus variegatus (Sunda flying lemur), 1548 nucleotides. RefSeq names its product Kruppel-like factor 8 (gene KLF8). NCBI's taxonomy places the organism in Eukaryota, Metazoa, Chordata, Mammalia, Dermoptera, Cynocephalidae. The transcript is spliced from 5 exons. The record is from RefSeq and is a predicted model, not a curated record. Bases 1 to 1071 code for a protein of 356 amino acids. Gene Ontology annotation, molecular function: DNA-binding transcription factor activity, RNA polymerase II-specific; RNA polymerase II cis-regulatory region sequence-specific DNA binding. Gene Ontology annotation, biological process: regulation of transcription by RNA polymerase II.
AUGGAUCAACUCAUAAACAACUUGGAGGUCCAACUUAAUUCAGGAGAUGGCUCAAUGCAGGUAUUAAAACAGGUCACUGCCCCUGUUCAGAUCAGAGAUUCCCCUGAGACAGCAGACAGAAGUAAUAUGACAUCUCCACCAUUCCUGGAUGCCAACCCCAUGGAGAACCCAGCACUGUUUAAUGACAUCAAGAUUGAGCCCCCAGAAGAACUUCUGGAUAAUGAUUUCAGCCUGCCCCAGGUGGAACCAGUUGACCUCUCCUUUCACAAGCCCAAGGCUCAUCUACAGCCUGCUAGCAUGCUGCAAGCUCCUAUAUAUCCUCCCAAGCCACAGUCUGCUCCCCAGACCCUUGAGGUAUCCACCUCAACAUCUGACAUGGGCACUUCAGCAAACAUCCCUACUGUUCUGACUCCAGGUUCUAUCCUGGCUUCCUCUCAGGGCAGUGGUAGCCAACAGAUCUUACAUGUGAUUCAUACCAUCCCCUCAGUCAGUCUGCCAAAUAAGAUGGGUGGCCUGAAGACCAUUCCAGUGGUAGUGCAGUCUCUGCCCAUGGUCUAUACUACAUUACCUGCAGAUGGAAGCCCUUCAGCCAUUACAGUCCCACUUAUUGGAGGAGAUGGCAAAAAUGCUGGAUCAGUGAAAGUUGACCCCACUUCCUUGUCUCCACUGGAAAUUCCGAGUGACAGUGAGGAGAGCGCAGUUGAAAGUGGAUCCUCAGUCUUACAGAGUCUACAGGGACUACAGCAAGAACCACCAGCAAUGGCCCAAAUGCAGGGAGAAGAUUUGCUUGACUUGAAGAGAAGACGGAUUCACCAAUGCGACUUUGCAGGAUGCAACAAAGUUUACACCAAAAGCUCUCACCUGAAAGCUCACCGAAGAAUCCAUACAGGAGAGAAGCCUUACAAAUGCACCUGGGAUGGCUGUUCCUGGAAAUUUGCUCGCUCAGAUGAGCUCACCCGCCAUUUCCGCAAGCACACAGGCAUCAAGCCCUUCCGGUGCACAGACUGCAACCGCAGUUUUUCUCGCUCUGACCACCUGUCCCUGCACCGCCGGCGCCAUGACACCAUGUGAGCAGCACAGGCUGCACUAGAGGAGCUGCGCUGGUCUUUUCCUUGUGUGUGUGCUGAGGUCAAGAACAUUUUUUCCACUUUGACUUCAACUUGCCUUUGGGAUGGCGUGGGAGCAGCCCACUGAACCAGGUUGAGGAGACUGAUGAAAAAGUAGCAGAUCUCCCAUGGGACUCUUCAUAGUCCACUUUCACCUCUCCACUAAGCAGACCCCAGUUUUUUCAACCUCCACAUGGGUUGAAUUCCAGUGUGGCACCCAUGGCUGCCUACCCCAUCAUCACCUCUGCUCUGAAAUAGGACAUCUUUCCUACAAUAACAAAACAGGAAUCAAACUCAAGGCUGUGAACAUACACUGCUUUUUUCCUCCUAUUUUUCUUUUGUUUUCUACUACUCUUAUCCAUAUGUUUUCUUUUAAAUCGGUACUUGAAGGUGGUUGGUAGUGUCUUAAAAUGACUUUUUUCAAGUUCCCAAAUGGAAGGAG